Molecule: messenger RNA, 378 nt
Organism: Eucalyptus grandis
Lineage: Eukaryota; Viridiplantae; Streptophyta; Magnoliopsida; Myrtales; Myrtaceae
Product: glycine-rich protein DOT1-like
Exons: 1
Coding region: 1-378 (125 amino acids)
Source: RefSeq, a predicted model, not a curated record
AUGGCGGCUCGUGAAUCACGAUGGAGGCUCGGCGUGGCUUACAGCUGGGGUGGCACGGGCGUUGGCUUGGCUGAAGGAGUGUUGUUUUCGGGCUUGAGGGGUGCCGGCGUUCGAAGCUCUGGUGAGGGGGCAGCAGGCGCGUGGCGAGGGGGAUCAGGUUGCUGGCGUGGCGAUCGUCGUGGCUGCAGGUGCGGGGAUCAGUGGAGCGGUGGCGGAGACCGGCUCGGCAGAGGGCUGCUGCGUGGCGGUGGCGCAGUGAGGGAGGUUCGAACAGCUGCAGGUCAUGCAGGCACAAGAGCAGCGGUGACAGGGGGUCGGCGUUCCGGCGUGGCAAAGCGGGCAGUGGCGGAGGUGCAGUGGCGGAGGUGGUCUUGCUAG